Zingiber officinale is the source of this 1089-nucleotide messenger RNA. RefSeq names its product ethylene-responsive transcription factor ERF110-like. Gene Ontology annotation, biological process: regulation of DNA-templated transcription; ethylene-activated signaling pathway. Gene Ontology annotation, molecular function: DNA-binding transcription factor activity; DNA binding. The record is from RefSeq and is a predicted model, not a curated record. The transcript has a single exon. The coding region runs from base 26 to 898 and encodes 290 amino acids. NCBI's taxonomy places the organism in Eukaryota, Viridiplantae, Streptophyta, Magnoliopsida, Zingiberales, Zingiberaceae.
CACUCGGUCUCUUCACAAAGCAGCCAUGUACGACGAAGUCGCAAAUCUCCCCUUCUUCUCCGGCGAUGAUGGCAUCGCCGGAGCAAGAGAGCAGGAGAUUUUUGAGAAUUCGGGGUCGGUGAUGCUCUCCGGUGGCUGCUUGGGUUGGGAGACGUCCGUCAUCGUGUCAGCCUUGGCACAUGUGGUGUCGGGGGAGUCCACGUCGUCGUCUCCCUCGUCGUCUUCUUCCCCUUCGUCGUCUUGUGUGUCCUCCUCUUAUUCCUUCAAGUCGUCUGGCGACGAGGCCGGAGAGAAGAGGGCUAGAGAGGAGUUGCCGCCGGAAUUGGGAGUGAAGUAUUACCGAACUUGUUUUGGCGAUGCCGGAUACGACCCAGCUCCGCCAGCAUGGGUCGAAGAGGAUGGGACGGCGACAACCACCGGAAGGAAGUACCGAGGCGUGCGGCGGCGGCCGUGGGGAAAAUGGGCGGCGGAGAUCCGCGACCCGCACAAGGCUGCCAGAGUGUGGUUGGGGACCUUCGCGACGGCAGAGGACGCGGCGCGGGCCUAUGACGCGGCCGCCAUCCGAUUCAGGGGAAGCCGAGCGAAGCUCAACUUCCCGGAGAACGUACGUCUUCCCCAGCUUCCGCCUUCCCAGGCAGCUCCAUGCCUUGUUUCCGCCCCUGCUGCGACGACGACGACGCCGCCGUUAGGUGAUAACUUGGAGCAUUCGAGGACGCCACUGCAGGAAGGUCGUGAAUACUGUCCGAGCCAACGGAUUCAAGCGGCAAACAUCUUCGACAGUUUGGAAAUGGCGACGACGGUAGACGAUGGUUAUAUAGCUUCUCGUUUCUUGCCUACCUUCUCUGUUUCAGAGCCGUCGUUCACAUAUCCUGUGUUCAUGAGUAUGGUUUCGAAAUAGCGAAGCUCGCUCGCUCGCCGAUCUCUUUAGCUGAAAACCGCCGCAGGAAAAGCUGUAGUCUUUAUCCGUUACUGUUAAUAAUAUCGGAAUGGGACAUUUUGUCAAGGAAGUUAACAAACUUGUUGAGUUUGAUGAAUCUCUACAAAGAUUCGUCACUCGAGAGGUUUUCUUAAUCAGAGUUGCAGAAAUUA